AUGUCGUUGCUAUUGGCUUUGGUUGAAAGUUUCAUUGAGUACCUGAAAAGGAUACUGGCCGCACAUGUCUCGAAUGCCAUCCUGGCAGCGACGCAGCCGUUCUAUCCUGCUCCUGUGCAGGACGCGCAGCCGGACAGGCCUAUCGGUUAUGGUGCAUUCGGUGUUGUUUGGUCGGUGACGGAUCCACGAAGUGGUAAACGUGUAGCGUUAAAGAAAAUGCCAAACGUCUUUCAAAAUUUGGCCUCUUGUAAACGGGUGUUUCGCGAAAUUCGCAUGCUUUCAUCAUUUAAGCAUGAUAACGUGAGUGUUUCUUUGAUUUAUUGA
Messenger RNA from Strongylus vulgaris, 324 nucleotides. NCBI's taxonomy places the organism in Eukaryota, Metazoa, Nematoda, Chromadorea, Rhabditida, Strongylidae. The record is from the annotation of a GenBank genome assembly.